Molecule: messenger RNA, 4684 nt
Organism: Mus musculus (house mouse)
Lineage: Eukaryota; Metazoa; Chordata; Mammalia; Rodentia; Muridae
Gene: Pcdhgb6
Product: protocadherin gamma subfamily B, 6
Exons: 4
Coding region: 148-2940 (930 amino acids)
Biological process (GO): cell adhesion; homophilic cell-cell adhesion
Cellular component (GO): membrane; plasma membrane
Molecular function (GO): calcium ion binding
Source: RefSeq, marked validated
CGAAUACACACACCAAGGGGAACUCAUACAGACUAAGAUACUGAUUCCCAGCACAAAACUGGGGUCCCGCUGUCUCGGGCCAAACGGACCUCCACCCUCGUACCCUGCUGUGAAGAUCUGAAGAUCUACUGGGGGCCUGAGCCAGCAAUGGGAGGGAGCAGCGCGCGGAGGAAGCGCCCCGACCGCCCGCAGGUACUGUUUACCCUGCUGCUGCCUUUGUUCUGUCCCGCGCUGGGCCAGCCGGUCCGCUACUCCAUCCCCGAGGAGCUGGACCGCGGAUCGGUGGUGGGGAAGCUCGCCAAGGACCUGGGGCUCAGUGUCCUGGAAGUGUCGUCUCGGAAGCUGCGGGUCAGCGCUGAGAAGCUGCACUUCAGCGUGGAUUCGGAGAGCGGGGACUUACUGGUGAAGGACCGCAUAGAUCGCGAGCAGAUAUGCAAAGGGAGGAGAAAGUGUGAGCUGCAGUUGGAAGCUGUGCUGGAAAACCCUUUAAAUAUUUUUCAUGUCGUUGUGGGAAUUGAGGAUGUUAAUGAUAAUGCUCCUCAAUUCGAGAAGAAAGAAACGCGUUUAGAAAUCUUAGAAACUGUGGCGGUUGGUACACGAAUACCCCUUGAGCCUGCCACUGACCCCGACAUAAAUUUGAAUUCGGUUAAAGAUUACCAGAUAAGCUCCAACCCUUAUUUCUCAUUAAUGGUUAGAGUUAAUCCUGAUGGUGGCAAAACCCCAGAGUUGUCUCUGGAGAAACUCCUAGAUAGGGAAGAACAGAGGUCUCAUCGCUUGAUACUGACUGCCUUGGAUGGAGGGGACCCACCCCGGAGUGCCACCACUCAGAUAGAAAUAUCUGUAAAGGACAACAAUGACAACCCUCCAGUGUUUAGCAAAGAGGAAUAUUGGGUCAGUGUUAGUGAAAAUCUGUCCCCAGGAUCCUCUGUGUUGCAAGUGACAGCCACUGAUGAGGAUGAGGGCGUCAAUGCUGAGAUACUUUACUACUUUCGGAGCACUGCGCAGAGCACAAGACACGUGUUCUCACUAGAUGAGAAAACAGGCGUGAUCAAGAAUAACCAGUCUCUGGAUUUUGAAGACAUAGAGAGGUACACCAUGGAAGUAGAAGCGAAGGACGGCGGUGGUCUCUCUACACGGUGUAAAAUCAUCAUAGAAGUCCUAGAUGAAAAUGACAACAGUCCAGAAAUCACCAUCACCUCCCUUUCUGAUCAUAUCUUGGAGAAUUCUCCUCCGGGAGUGGUGGUUGUCCUCUUCAAAACGAGAGAUCGGGAUUUCGGAGGAAAUGGGGAAGUCACGUGUGAUAUAGGCAAAGACCUGCCUUUCAAGAUCCAAGCUUCUUCUAGCAACUACUACAAGUUAGUAACAGAUGGAGCCCUAGACCGAGAGCAGAACCCACAGUACAAUGUCACCAUCACCGCCACGGACAAAGGCAAGCCAGCACUCUCUUCCAGUACAACCAUCGUUCUGCACAUCACUGACAUUAACGACAACGCUCCGGCUUUCCAGAAAUCUUCAUACAUAGUCCAUGUGGCAGAGAACAAUCCGCCUGGAGCCUCCAUCGCUCAAGUCAGCGCCUCCGACCCGGAUCUGGGGGCCAAUGGUCAUGUCUCCUACUCCAUCAUAGCCAGUGACCUGGAGCCUAAAUCGCUGUGGUCCUACGUGACCGUGAAUGCGCAGAGCGGAGUGGUGUUCGCACAGCGCGCCUUCGACCACGAACAGCUGCGCUCCUUCCAGCUGACACUGCAGGCGCGCGACCAGGGAAAGCCCUCGCUCAGCGCCAACGUGAGCAUGCGCGUGUUGGUGGGUGACCGCAACGACAACGCGCCACGCGUGCUGUAUCCCGCGCUCGAGCCCGACGGCUCUGCGCUCUUCGACAUGGUGCCACGCGCUGCCGAGCCUGGAUACCUGGUAACCAAAGUGGUGGCGGUGGACGCAGACUCAGGACACAAUGCCUGGCUGUCUUACCACGUGCUGCAGGCCAGCGAUCCCGGGCUCUUCAGCCUGGGACUGCGCACAGGCGAGGUGCGCACAGCGCGUGCCUUGGGCGAAAAGGAUGCUGCGCGGCAGCGCCUGUUGGUUGGUGUUCGCGAUGGUGGACAGCCACCCCUCUCGGCCACCGCCACGCUGCUUCUAGUAUUCGCUGAUAGCUUGCAGGAGGCCCUGCCAGACCUCAGUGACCGCUCACUGCCCCCUGAUCCGCAAGCCGAGCUGCAGUUCUACUUGGUGGUGGCCUUGGCCUUGAUUUCUGUGCUUUUCCUCCUGGCUGUGAUUCUAGCCAUUGCACUUCGACUGCGACACUCUUCCAGCCCCUCGGUCUGGGGCUGCUUUCAGUCUGGUCUUUGUUCUAAGGCUAGACCAGGGGUUUCUCUCAACUAUAGCGAGGGCACUCUACCCUAUUCCUAUAAUCUGUGCGUUGGGCAAACGGGAAAGGCGGAGUUAAAUUUUCUGAAAUGUAGCGCACCUUUGCCUUCUUCUCAAGAGAUCGUUUCCGGUAGUUCUCCUGGGGCCUUAAUUCCGCUUCACCUUGGAGAUGAUUUGACAACACAUCCUGAGACUCUAACACCGCAAGCCCCGCCCAACACUGACUGGCGUUUCUCUCAAGCCCAGAGACCCGGCACGAGCGGAUCCCAAAAUGGUGAUGAAACUGGCACCUGGCCCAACAACCAGUUUGAUACAGAGAUGCUGCAAGCCAUGAUCUUGGCCUCUGCCAGCGAAGCUGCUGAUGGGAGCUCUACCCUGGGAGGGGGCGCUGGCACCAUGGGUCUGAGCGCUCGAUACGGACCCCAGUUUACCCUGCAGCACGUGCCUGACUACCGCCAGAACGUGUACAUCCCUGGCAGCAAUGCCACGCUGACCAAUGCCGCUGGCAAACGAGAUGGCAAGGCUCCAGCAGGUGGUAAUGGCAACAAGAAGAAAUCGGGCAAGAAAGAGAAGAAGUAAUAUGGAGGCCAGGCCUUGAACCACAAGGCAGCCUCCCUCCCCAGCCAGUCCAGCUCGUCCUUACUUGUACCCAGGCCUCAGAAUUUCAGGGCUCACCCCAGGAUACUGGUAGGAGCCAGGGCCAUGCUCCCCGUUGGGAAACAGAAACACGUGCCCAAGCCAACACCCCCUCUCUAUACCCUAGGGAGUUGAAUAUGCAAAGAGAGUUCUGCUGGGACCCCCCUAUUCAAUCAGUGAUUGUACCCACAUGGGUAGCAGGGUUUGUGUGUGUGGACAUACACACACACACACACACACACACACACAAACCAUGCCACACUCCCUUAGUUACAGCUGAACUCCUCCAUCUUCCAACCCAGGCAGGCUUAUCCAUCUCCUGCCGCCCUCUCCCCACCCCACCCACUCCUUCAGUCCCUCUCUUUGAGCAAGGUAGCUGGGCUGUUGGGGUGACCGGUGAGCUAAGCCGGCUCCUAGUUCUGAACGGUAGGGAGAGUAUUACAAUCUUUUGGCCUCUCCUUCAGUUCAGCUUUCCCCCAAAGCAUGGUUUGGUACCAGUCUUCUCUUUUCCUUCCAGAGCCUGAGACCAAUGCUUAAGUUUUGGGGGAACAGGCACCCUCCCUCUGGUACUGAUGAUGCUUGCUGGAUUUUGGGAAGGCAUUUUGCUACUAAGCCUCUUUUCAAUGCCUGGGGACAACUAGUCUUUUGUUUUUCAUUGUUUGAUGUUCCCACUGCAUGCUGUGACUUCCCUACACCUCAAAGAAGAGACUCCUUUGCAUGUCUGGAGACAGUAGGGGGUGGUAAACUAAAGGGAAGUUGAGAGUGUAUACUGCUGGGAGUGGGGCAGUGGACAAAACAGCCUGUUAAUAGGGUCUUGCAAGGGGCUCUGUAUGUACCCAGGGGACUGGCUCAAUCCUCACAUUCUAGCCAUAGACAAACACCAGGCCAGACCCCUCCAUUCUGGUUCAGCCUGGGCAGCUUGGGCUGAGCCACCAGGACCAAUGGAUUUAAGCUGACAUUUCAGUCCAAGACGACGACUUCUAAGUGAGUUUAAGACCAGAGAGGAAAGAGGGGCCUCUGUGGGUGCUGGGUACUCCAGAGGUGCCCUUGGUGGGAGGACCAGUGGUCUUAGCAGGAAGGGGGGCCCAGCAAGGUCAUUCUUGGACCCUGGGUCUAGUCCAGUAGCUAGAAAAAGGGACCAAGUGGCCAUAAAGUCCCAGCCAAUGAUGGGGCUUUUCCAGUGGGCCCCUGUAGACCUCAAGCCCCUGGCCUCCACCUUACCAGGUGCCAUUUCUUCUCAGAAGGCCACUGCCCAGGCCCCCAGGCCGCCCCCUUGUGGCCAGAGAACGGUUAAAGCCCCCCAGUGCCUCCUUGUGCAUAGAACUUCCUCUGCCCUAGCCCUUACAGUAGUGUAGAAGAUCCCCCUCCCCCGCUGGUGUAGAAUAGCCAAUAGUAUAGUGUGGUGUGCUUUUACGUGAUGGCGAGUGGGCAGCGGGCGGUGGGCUGUACACAGCCGUCUGUCCUUUGAAUCUCAAUCUGCCUGCGCGGCCCGUGCUGUGUUUUGUGCUGUGUCCACACGCUGCGGCGACCCCUCCCUGUACUGACUUCUCUAUAAAAAGCUUCUCUUCGCAUAGUCACGUAGCUCCUGCCCAUCCCCCUUCCGAUAUCUCUCGCAAGUUUUAUACUCUAAUAUUUAUAUGGCUUUUUUCUUCGAAAAUUAAAAAUAAAAAAAUGGUUUCUUCUGAAA